UUUUUCUUUCUUUUUACCCGCUGGACCAUUUUCCGUACAUAUUUAAAUAUAAAAAAGCGCUGACUUUACUCUUUCUCCUUACUUACAUUAUUCUUUUUUUUCUGAGCUCUUCAUUCUAUUUCUUGUAUUUAUUUAUUUUUUAAUUCCGCCACAGUCAUAUUGUUAUCGACCGUCUUAUAAUAUAAAACAAAGUUACCUCCACAAAACCGAUCAAUACAUUAUACAUACAACGAUGAUUGUCACCUCGAUUGUCCUCUCAGCAGUCUCAUCAGCAGCAUUGAUGAUGUCGAUCCUCACCGCGGGGCCGUUCCUCCCAAAGCAUAUGGACAGCCUUGAUGGCCUAGCAGAGAAAACACCACCAUCUUAUCUGCGACUCAACAAGCGGCGGAAGCGAAGGUUAGCAGUUGAUGAGGCUGUGGAGAUGGAAAAGUACUAUCGAGGAGCAGUAUGACAACUGGCAAUAAGGCCAGAAUUAAUGCGACCAGUGUAAAUAUUCUGGCAUCCUUCUUCCUCUGCAAAGCACAACAGCAUUGGACAGAAAAGAAAAAAGGGUACCAACAACAACAACACC
Lobosporangium transversale is the source of this 571-nucleotide messenger RNA. RefSeq lists its product as hypothetical. The transcript has a single exon. The coding region runs from base 233 to 451 and encodes 72 amino acids. Lineage: Eukaryota; Fungi; Mortierellomycota; Mortierellomycetes; Mortierellales; Mortierellaceae. The record is from RefSeq and is a predicted model, not a curated record.